Molecule: messenger RNA, 801 nt
Organism: Sungouiella intermedia
Lineage: Eukaryota; Fungi; Ascomycota; Pichiomycetes; Serinales; Metschnikowiaceae
Source: the annotation of a GenBank genome assembly
AUGAGCUCAGUCAUAAUACCGGGAGAUUCGCUUCCAGUGGAACUUGAAAGUGGUCAGGUCAUUAUUGGACCUGGAAUUUAUAAAUACCCGAAAACACAGCAGAUUAUUCCACAGCAAGCUGGACUUCUCAAUGUCAGCCAUCCCAACAAGAAAUCUUCAGAUCAACUUUUAUACAUCGAGUCAAACUCCAAGAGAUACAUCCCACAGGUGAAUGAUUUUGUCAUUGGAAUCAUUACUGGAGUGUUCGGAGAGUUUUUCAAGGUGUCGCUUCAGGAAUUCUCUUCUCAAGUGCAACUUUCCAUGAUGGCAUUUCCAAAUGCGACGAAGAAGAAUAGACCUAACUUGAAAGUUGGACAAGCAGUUUACGCUCGUGUAAGUGAGGCUGUUGCGGAGGUUGACACCGAGAUAGAGUGCGUGGAUGCCGAAACUGGUAAAGAGGGAGGCUUCGGGCUUCUUGAUGAAUCUGGAUACAUAUUCGAAAUCAACUUGAACUUUGCAAGAGAGCUCUUAUUCAACAAGAAAUGUGUCUUUCUAGAGAAGUUGGCGGCACGCUGUGCAUUUGAGAUUGCUAUUGGAAUUAAUGGUAAAGUUUGGAUCAAAUGCGGCAGGGGCCUCACAUUUGAAGCACCAGUUAAGACUGAGGACGGUGAAGAUGAUGAAAUGGACGUGGAUAGUGCCACUGUUACUUUACGAGACAUGAAGAUGACGUUGGCUGCUGCAAGAUACUUAAUGGCCUGUCAGAAUGUCACCACUGACAAGGCCGAUGAAGAGUUGAAAAAGGCAUUCAAGGGUACUCAGUAG